Amaranthus tricolor (Joseph's coat) is the source of this 967-nucleotide messenger RNA. RefSeq names its product V-type proton ATPase subunit c''2. The coding region runs from base 138 to 674 and encodes 178 amino acids. Gene Ontology annotation, biological process: proton transmembrane transport. The transcript has 4 exons. Gene Ontology annotation, cellular component: proton-transporting V-type ATPase, V0 domain. Gene Ontology annotation, molecular function: proton-transporting ATPase activity, rotational mechanism. NCBI's taxonomy places the organism in Eukaryota, Viridiplantae, Streptophyta, Magnoliopsida, Caryophyllales, Amaranthaceae. The record is from RefSeq and is a predicted model, not a curated record.
AUAAAUACAUACAAUCUUUCGCUCCUCUAAGACCACCACCACCAAUAUACCCAAAAUUUUAAGAUCAGAUCACAACACAAAGUCAAUAAUCCAAUCCCGAAAAAAUACACCUUGAAAAACAUUGAAAGAUCCUAGUAAUGGUUUCAACGGUUUCGAGUUCAUGGGGUAGAGCUCUGGUUCAGAUCUCCCCAUAUUCCUUUGCCGCUAUUGGUAUCGCCAUCUCCAUUGGUGUUUCUGUUCUUGGCGCUGCUUGGGGUAUUUACAUUACUGGGAGUAGUUUGAUUGGUGCUGCAAUUAAAGCUCCUAGAAUUACAUCAAAGAAUCUGAUCAGUGUAAUCUUUUGUGAAGCUGUAGCUAUAUAUGGAGUAAUUGUGGCUAUCAUUCUGCAGACAAAGCUAGAAAGUGUUCCAUCAUCUCAGCUCUAUGCACCCGAGUCACUUAGAGCAGGAUAUGCAAUCUUUGCCUCUGGGAUUAUCGUGGGCUUUGCCAACCUUGUCUGUGGGCUAUGUGUGGGUAUCAUUGGAAGCAGUUGUGCUUUAUCUGAUGCUCAAAACUCUUCAUUAUUUGUGAAGAUUUUAGUGAUCGAGAUUUUUGGCAGUGCUCUUGGGUUGUUCGGUGUGAUUGUUGGCAUCAUCAUGUCAGCCCAAGCAACAUGGCCGUCAAAGGCUGCUUGACUUUCGCUACUAAUCAGAAAUUUAUCUAAACUAGGGAACCUCACUCAUAGUUCCAUGAAACCAUGUGCAGUAGCUGGAACGCACUUCAUGUAGUCGAAUUCAUUUUAUUGUUUUGUAAAUCUUAAAACAUAUUUGGGUAGCUCUCUUGUACAACGGAAAAAGGAAAGUGAGCAUAACAGAGUGCUUUGUGGUAGAUUUUUGUGGUCUAAGUUCUUGAAUAAUGAGGCUGGAGCUCGUUGCGUGGUUUCCGACUACUUUAAAAACUGGAAAAUGAUUAGUACUUUGUUUAUCCA